Tetranychus urticae (two-spotted spider mite) is the source of this 620-nucleotide messenger RNA. RefSeq names its product DNA-directed RNA polymerase II subunit RPB4. Gene Ontology annotation, molecular function: nucleotide binding. Gene Ontology annotation, cellular component: RNA polymerase complex. NCBI's taxonomy places the organism in Eukaryota, Metazoa, Arthropoda, Arachnida, Trombidiformes, Tetranychidae. Gene Ontology annotation, biological process: DNA-templated transcription initiation. The record is from RefSeq and is a predicted model, not a curated record.
GUUCAGCUGAUUUUUAAAGCAACCGUGAGCUGCAACUUGUGAUAUUUCAGUUUAUUUAUUUUUAUUCAACUCAUUUUCGUGUGUAUCAACUUUACAAGUUUCUAAGUACAAAUCUAUUCAAAUUAUGGCUUUACCAAAUCAACAAGGAGAAGCAGCUGUCGCAGUUGAAGAAGAUGCAACCGAAUUGAAAUUUCCAGUUGAAUUUGAAAAUGCUGAAACAUUAUUGACCAGUGAAGUUUGUAUGUUGAUGGAACACAGGAAACAACAAAACGAGGAACGAGAGGAGGAACAAGAACUCAAUGAAAUUUUCACCAAAACAUUAAAUUAUUGUCAGCGUUUCAGUAAAUUUAAGAAUCGUGAAACAAUUGCUGCUGUUAGACAUCAAUUGAUGAAUAAAAAGCUGCAUAAAUUUGAAUUUGCGCAAUUGGCAAAUCUGUGUCCAGAAACUCCAGAAGAAGCGAAAGCGUUAUUACCAUCAUUGGAAACGAGAUUCACCGAUGAAGACUUGCGACAAAUUUUAGAUGAUAUUCAAACCCAAAGAUCAUUCCAAUAUUGAGAAAAAAUUUUGUAACAUCAUUAAAAUCUGCCAAUGGAAAUAAACCAUCUUUCAUUAAAAUCAA